This is a messenger RNA of Fonticula alba, 1250 nucleotides long. RefSeq lists its product as hypothetical. NCBI's taxonomy places the organism in Eukaryota, Rotosphaerida, Fonticulaceae. The record is from RefSeq and is a predicted model, not a curated record. Gene Ontology annotation, molecular function: oxidoreductase activity. The transcript is spliced from 4 exons. The coding region runs from base 174 to 1181 and encodes 335 amino acids.
GCGGGACCGCAACAUGCGCGCGCCGGGGCGUCUUUUAAGUGCCACCACCGUGCGGUCCGUCUCCGGCCAGGGUGCCGGCCUCUGACACCCCCCCGAUAAUCUCCUCAGUCGCCGCGAAUCCCCCCCCCUGUGUUCCCGGCAACCGUAGCCCUUACGAGGUCGUGUUCUCCAUCAUGGAUUUCCUCAAGAACAUGCUGUUCGACCAGGCCACCAGCUCGCCCACCUGGGCCUUCUGGCUGCUGGCCGCCGUCGGUGCGGCUACCCUUGCCCGUAUGGCCCUGUGCACGAUGACCUCGGCCAAGCAGAUGUUCGGCCCGGCCAACAACAUCCGCGCGUAUGGCAACUGGGCCCUGGUCACCGGCGCCACCGAUGGCAUUGGUCUGUCCUUCGCCAAGAUCCUCCGCGAGAAGGGUCUGAAUGUCAUCAUCGUCGGCCGCUCGCCGGAGAAGCUGGCCGCCGCCCGUGAGGAGAUCCUGGCCCACAAGGCCAAGACCGCCUCCACCGAGGUCCGCACCGUGCUGGCCGACCUGUCCAACCCGGAGUCCAUCAAGGACAUCAAGACCGCCAUCAGCGAGGUGGAGGUCGGCAUCCUGAUCAACAACGCCGGGCUCUCCUACAACCAUGCCGACUACCUGCACAACAUCUCCCCCACCCUCAUCAACAACCUCAUCGCCGUCAACGUUUCCUCCCUCACGCACAUCACCCAGGCCGUCCUGCCGGGCAUGACUUCCCGCCGUCGUGGUCUGAUCAUCAACAUCGGCUCGGCUGCCGGUCUCAUGUCCACCGGUGACCCGCUCUACUCGGUCUACUCCGGCACCAAGGCCUACGUCGACAAGUUCUCCCGCUCCCUCAACCUCGAGUACAAGUCCCAGGGCAUCCAUGUUGAGUGCUGUGUCCCCUACUUCGUCGUGUCCAAGAUGAGCAAGAUUCGCAAGCCCAACUUCAUGACCCCCACCGCCGACAACUUCGCUCGCUACGCCCUCCAGCGUUCCGGCCGCAGCUUCCUCGUCCUGCCGUACCUGCCCCAUGCGCUGCAGCACUUCGUGCUCGAGUCGCUCCCCCUGUCGAUCUCGUCCAAGCUGGUCCUCCGCCACCAUCUGGAUGUCCGCCGCCGGGCCCUUAAGCGUGCCGAGCGUCUGGCUGCCGAGGCCGCCAAGGCCCAGGCCACCACCGCCAACUAAGGGGACCGGACUGAGGCGGGGCAUGUUGGCGCGGGACAUGGGGUGCAUGUCAUCCCCCCCCCCCCCCGU